Messenger RNA from Etheostoma spectabile (orangethroat darter), 2214 nucleotides. RefSeq names its product UTP15 small subunit processome component (gene utp15). The coding region runs from base 223 to 1809 and encodes 528 amino acids. NCBI's taxonomy places the organism in Eukaryota, Metazoa, Chordata, Actinopteri, Perciformes, Percidae. The record is from RefSeq and is a predicted model, not a curated record. The transcript is spliced from 12 exons. Gene Ontology annotation, cellular component: nucleolus. Gene Ontology annotation, molecular function: protein binding. Gene Ontology annotation, biological process: rRNA processing; positive regulation of transcription by RNA polymerase I.
UAAAGAUAUUCCAUUCAUAACGGAAGUGGUCACGUUGCAAUCAUGGCGUCCUCCAGUGCACCGAGAGGCAACGUGAUAACUCCUUAAAAUGAGAAACCCUUGGUUUACUGGGACGAUAAACAUCGGUAUCAUUUAAUUGCAACAAAUCAUACUUUAAAAAAAUACGUCCGCACUCACGGGCGUUUUCGUUCAAAGACUGAUUAUUUCCUGAUCAGCACAGAAAUGGCUUCAUUUAAACCUACAAAAAUCCAAGUCUAUCCUAAACUUGGAGAAAAAGUCACACAAGACACACUGUACUGGAAAAACUACAAGGCUCCGGUCCAGAUAAAAGAAUUUGGAGCAAUCACAAACAUAGACUUCUCUCCAGUGGCUCCGCAUAACUUUGCGGUGACAGCAUUCACAAGAAUCCACAUUUACGGGCCGUUCUCCCAGGAGCCUGUUAAGACAUUUACGCGUUUUAAAGAUACUGCAUACUGUGGGAGGUUCAGGUCAGACGGCCAGCUGCUCGUGGCGGGAUGUGAGGACUCUGUGGUCCGGCUGUUUGAUGUCAGUGGCAAGGUGGCACUCAGGAUGUUUAAAGGACACACAAAGGCUGUACAUAUCACAGACUUUACCUCAGACCGUUACCAGAUUCUCACAGGGUCAGACGACUACACCUGUCGACUUUGGGACAUCCCGAAUGCCACUGAGCUUAACACCUACCAAGAACACACAGAUUACAUUCGCUGUGGCAUCACAAGCAAACUCAACAGAGAUCUCUUCUUUACUGGAUCUUAUGACCACACACUGAAACUGUUUGAUGCCAGAGCGGAUAAGAGUGUGAUGACCAUGGACCAUGGCCAGCCAGUGGAGAGUCUGCUUCUCUAUCCUUCUGAGGGACUCCUCGUCUCUGCAGGGGGGCGCCAUGUGAAAGUGUGGGAUCUGCUAAAAGGAGGUCAGCCUCUGGUAUCACUGAAGAACCAUCACAAAACUGUCACCUGUUUGUGUCUCAGCAGCAGCGGACACAGACUGCUGUCAGCUUCUCUGGACAGGCAUGUAAAGGUGUACAACACCACCAACUAUAAAGUGGUCCACAACUUUGACUACGCUGCCUCCAUCCUCAGUCUGGCUUUGGCUCCGGAUGAUGAGUCCAUCGUUGUUGGUAUGACCAAUAGUAUCCUGAGCAUCAAACACAGGAAAAGCCUUGAUGAGUCGAAGGAAAUCUCCGGCCAACAGAGACGACAGCCGUCAUAUCGUGUUUUUGUGAAAGGGAAGAACUACGUCCCUAAACAGGAUGAUUAUCUCGUCAGCAAGCCAGUGAAACAGCAUUUGGCCAAAUAUGACAAGCAGCUCAAGAAAUUUAAUGUAUCGAAGGCUUUGGAUACAGCUCUGGAGACAUGGACAAGACUGAGAAAGCCAGAGAUUACAGUUGCUGUUAUAAAGGAGCUGGAUCGAAGAGGAACAUUGAAGAAUGCUCUGGCAGGACGGGAUGAACAGGGGCUCGCUCGGUUGCUCAACUUCCUCAUAGGGAACGUGGUUGACCCCAGGUUUGCUCCUGUCCUCGUAACAGCGGCUGAGAUGAUCCUGGACAUUUAUCAAUCCGUAAUUGGACAGUCGCCAGUUGUGGACCGGCAGCUGCUGCGUCUGCAGGAGCUGCUGGAGAGAGAGAUUGAUUACCAGCAGGACCUCCUGGAGGUGCUGGGCAUGUUGGACACAAUGUUUGCCUCCUCCCUCCCUCGGAAGGAGGUGCCAUGUCCUGGCGUCAGCAGGGCUAAUGGCCUGGCUCAGGGAGAAUCGAGUAUCUCAAGACCACAGGGUCAGGCCACCUGAGGCUUGUAGCGGGGAGAAGCGGCUUUAGACUGGGUUAGAGUGCCUUUACAACUCUAAAAACAUCUUUUUGAAACAUCAGUUACAAAUUUCCAACAUUACCAAACAAACAUUUUGGUACAGGUUUUAAGAGACUUACAAACCCAUGGGCUCACUCUGGUGUUUUAACGCUGCGUGACUGAAAACACAAAAGGAAACACAUAGAACAUGCAUUUACUGUAUGAAGAAUUUCUGUGUGAAUGUGAAGCGAGGUUGUUUUUAUUGGAAGUAUUGUCAUUACACUUUCAAAACUAAAUGUGGUGUGUGUCUGUGUGCGCAAGCUUGUGUGUUUGAGUGAUUUCACUGUUAAUGGCGGCUUUGUGUUUUCAUAAUUAUUUGGCAUUGGCAAAUGUUUUAUAACCAGAUAAA